GCACUUUGAAUGACGCGAGCUGGGAAAUCUGCUGUUCACAACGCUUUCAGUGCUCAGGAGAACCCAUGGACAGCAAGAAACCCAGAGAAAAACACCUUACACCUCUCCAUCCAGAUCAUCUCAGCAACAGCUACCGUACUAAACCCCAGGGAGACUGAGGCCUUAUUCAAAAGAAAACAUUGGGACAGAGUGCGAGCCCUCAAGUCUCUAUCGAUAUUCAUUUCUACACAGAACAACAAUUACAAUAAUUUCUGGGUUUAUUUAAAUUCUUCCCAGAAGGAAGGAAUCCCGGAUACCAGCAAUGAAAGGUGAAAUCACCUUUGGAAUUCUUCUCUUUGUAUUAGUGCAAUCAGUCACUGGGUGCCCAGAAGAAUGUCUGUGCAACAUUACUCUGAAGGAGGUGAACUGUACAGAUAAUGGACUGCGAGAUGUCCCCAAAGAUGUACCUUCUGACACAGAGACCCUGUACUUACAGAACAAUCACAUUCAGGCAAUCUUAAACACCGCAUUUGCUGAUAUGGCUCAGCUGCAGAUUUUAGAUUUGUCAAACAACAUGAUUGAAAGGUUACCCUCAGACGCCUUCAACAGACUGUCAAAUCUUCAGAAUUUGAAUCUCGCCAACAACUCCAUCCACUCCAUGGACAACAGGACUCUCCAUCCAAUCCAAAGCCUCAAGAAACUGGACUUGUCCUUUAAUAAUCUGACCAGUUUGCCUGAAGGCUUGUUCAAGAACUUGAGGAAUCUAACCUGGCUGGCUGUCCAUCAAAAUCAACUACAGCAAAUAGACAGGUCCAUUCUGGAUUCUCUAUCAAACCUGCAGGUAUUGUUACUGCAGCAAAACCAUUGGCUAUGUGACUGUAAAGUGAACGGACUCAAACUCUGGCUAGAACGCUUUCUGUACAAAGGGGGCCAGAUUGAUGAAAUCCUAUGUGCGGAACCAGAAGAUCUGAGGAGCCAGGACCUUAUGAAGAUCCCUCAUGAGAUGUACCGGCUGUGUUCCUCUGCUAAGAACAAGUCAUCUCGUGCUAACACUCAGACCAUCUCUGACCACAGAAGUUCUCCUGCACACAACACGCUGCCUGUCGAGGAGGACGGCGAUGACAAUUCAGACUGUGCCCCCAAACCCAAGCCACAACCCGUCAACCUACGCUAUGCCAUUGCCACGGUUAUAAUAACUGGAAUUAUCUGUGGCAUUGUCUGUCUGAUGAUGUUGGCAGCGGCAAUUUAUGGCUGUGGCUACGCGGCAAUUAUGGCCAAAUAUCACCGUGAGCUAAAGAAAGUGGAAUGUUUGGGUGAAAGCACCAAAGAGAAGGAGCCACUCGGUAAAUCCCCACCAUGAUUUGCCAUUUUCUGUCUUGGUUUCUGAGCAACAAGACCCAAUGUUAAUACAAUAUACAUUUGUGCAGCACCCUUCACAUCAGGAGAAUGGGCAAGUUCAAAUUUAUCAGAAAUGUUAGCGACCACAACCAGCCAACAAUUUUCUUCUCAAAGACGCUUUUUUGCAAUCAAAGAUUGUUGCAUUGACUCUCAAGACAUUUAUCUCAACACAAUUAAGCACCAGAGAAGCUGAAGACAUGAUCAUAACAUAAGACCAUAAGAAAUGCUAGACAAGAAAAGAGGUCCAUCUAGUUCGCCUUCCACCUUCCUGGAGUUUGCUCGCACACAUGUCCUAAACUAACUAUGUACUGUAUCCCAUAAUGUUAUUUCCUAAAAGAAAAAUAAGAAGAUCAAUGAGGACAAGACAAGGGCACAAAUGUGGCUGAGGUUUCAGCCAGUACGCCCCAAAACCCUGGAACACUCUUCCUCUAUCCCUCCACCUUGCCCCCUCCUUUCCCAUCUUCAUCUACAUAAGCAUUUGCAGGUGAAGGAAGACCAAGGUCCAUCUAGUUCACCUUCUACCAUCCCGGCA
Molecule: messenger RNA, 1909 nt
Organism: Callorhinchus milii (elephant shark)
Lineage: Eukaryota; Metazoa; Chordata; Chondrichthyes; Chimaeriformes; Callorhinchidae
Gene: lrtm1
Product: leucine-rich repeat and transmembrane domain-containing protein 1
Exons: 3
Coding region: 302-1339 (345 amino acids)
Biological process (GO): regulation of presynapse assembly; axonogenesis; positive regulation of synapse assembly
Cellular component (GO): membrane
Molecular function (GO): protein binding
Source: RefSeq, a predicted model, not a curated record